CAUGCAUGCACGCAUUUUCGUAAUUUGAUCAGGCAGAGCAGCAUACAGCCCACAUCUUUGUUACACAAUUAAUGUAAAUUACUUCUACAAUAUUGUUUUGAUUAGUGGAUUUGAAAAUAGGACAAAAUGUCCAAAUAUAAGGAUCUGGUGAAACUGUCGACGACCUAUGCCCGUCGGAUGAACCAUUUGUCGAAUCGAAUCUUCAGCGAAGUGACGCGUCCGACCAACCCUCAAUCCAUGAAAGUGGUAAAGAUGUUCAGCGAAGAGCCGAUCCAGUGCAGAGAUUAUGUGGCCAACUGGUAUCCCAGGCAUGUCGAGACGGGUGUGCUAGCGAUGAAACUACGCGAGUACGGCCUGUUCCGCGAUGAGCAUCAGGACUUCAAGGAGGAAAUGCAGCGGUUACGAGCGCUGCGCGGCAAGGCACCGCCCAAGAAAGGUGAAGGCAAACGCGCCAGUAAGAAGUAGGAUAAUGAGUUUCGAAGGAAGUUGUCGUAAAAUGUGAGUUGGAUUUUAAAA
Armigeres subalbatus is the source of this 516-nucleotide messenger RNA. RefSeq names its product small ribosomal subunit protein mS33 (gene mRpS33). The record is from RefSeq and is a predicted model, not a curated record. NCBI's taxonomy places the organism in Eukaryota, Metazoa, Arthropoda, Insecta, Diptera, Culicidae. The coding region runs from base 127 to 465 and encodes 112 amino acids. Gene Ontology annotation, cellular component: mitochondrion. The transcript has a single exon.